UGGCAAGAGAAUAAGAGAACUGGCAGAAAAGAAAGAGAUCGAAAAAAGAUACUGUAUUUGUUCUGUCGCGUGGUCGUAAAUGAAGUCGGAAGUCGGAUCUCCCUUGACACUCCAUCUUAUUUAUACCAUAAUCUCAAUUGGAGCCUGGAUAAUAAGAGUGUCAAGAUGGUGCGCGGUAAUCUCCUAACGCUACAACCCAUGAUCCUGGGGCCGACAAGGUACAGGAAAGAAAAGUUAAAGCCGAAACUUCCGCCGUCAGUCAAGGCUCCACGCAAAGUUUAUUCCAAAGCGUUUCUGCUCUCCAUCAGGGACAAAGACAAGCCAAAGGACAAACCAAAGGAGGACACUUCCGCCAAGAACCUCCCUCCUUCCAGUCCACGCAAAGUCGACUCCAAACAGUUGCUGCUCUCCUGUAAGGAUACGUUAAAGCCCAGCCAGGAGCCUUCUAAACCCCGCAAAGUCUAUCGCAAAGAGUUACUGCUCUCCCUCCAGAAAAAGACCACGCAAAAGGAAGCUCCGUCGACUGGCGCCCUCCCACCCACGGAUAGACGCAAAGUCUACUCGAAAGAGUUUCUGCUCUCCUGUAAGGAAAAUCCGAGGCUAAGCGAGGAACCUUCUAAUCCCCUCCCUCCUAAAACCAAUGGUCCUCGCAAGGUCUACUCCAAAGACUUUCUGCUCUCUUGUAAGGAAAAGUUAUUUCCGCCCCCUAAACCCCGAAAAGUCUAUUCCAAAGACUUUCUGCGCUCCGGUUUGGCAGCUGGAACUCAAGGUGACCUUCUCUUGCAGUUGGACCAAGCAAGAAGGAAGACGUUGCCCCUCCAUCCUCCUAAUGGCAAGCCGGUAUCAACGUCUGGGAAAGCUAACAACAGAUAUCAUACAAAGAUGGUAGCUUGGAAGGCAUUCCGAGAUCCUGCCGUACAGAACAAGUUUGACUCGUUCCAGGCGUGGCUCAAAGUAAUCUUGGAGACGCAUUCAGCACUGGACGUGCCAACACUAUGUGGUCUCUAUGAAGCGGUUUUUGGAGAGGUGCUGGAUCCAUCCGGAAUGGGGCUCGUUCAGUUUUCUCUUUUGCAAAUGUUGUUGGCGAUCCCUGGGGUCAAAAUCUUUUGCAAGUUGAAGGAUUAUCCAUCCGACUUGGUAGUAUGCUGGUAUGACGACUCGGAAGGAGGAGAGCAGCUACCUGAAACGCAUCCGUUCAUUCAACUGCAAAAGACAAGUCCAUCCCUAUAUUGUUAUCGGGACUAGGUCCAUCACUGGAUCCAACCAUCCGUAUUAUAAGAUACAUAAAUACCAUUCCUUACGUAUGAGAUUCCUUACUCGUACAUACAAAGUAGU
Messenger RNA from Seminavis robusta, 1335 nucleotides. The record is from the annotation of a GenBank genome assembly. Lineage: Eukaryota; Bacillariophyta; Bacillariophyceae; Naviculales; Naviculaceae.